This is a messenger RNA of Balaenoptera musculus (blue whale), 915 nucleotides long. RefSeq names its product histone H2B type 2-F. Gene Ontology annotation, molecular function: DNA binding; protein heterodimerization activity; structural constituent of chromatin. The transcript has a single exon. Bases 476 to 856 code for a protein of 126 amino acids. The record is from RefSeq and is a predicted model, not a curated record. Gene Ontology annotation, cellular component: nucleosome. Lineage: Eukaryota; Metazoa; Chordata; Mammalia; Artiodactyla; Balaenopteridae.
AAACCGCGAAAAAAAAAAAAAAAGAAAAUGUGGGCUGAGGUAUUGUUGCAAAAACCAGAACGAAACAAACUUCCACAAAGUAGUACAGAGGAGUAAAAUGAUGCAAAAAUAAGAGAAAGUUAACUUGUCUUUAGCUGGCGCUUCAGAUCUCCAAGUAAAAGUGAAAACCAAUUAACAACAAAAGACCACAAACAGGUGAAACUACUUUUUACAUAAUUUAGUGGUUAGUGUGAAAUGGAACAUUUUGAUUGGUUAACAAGACAUUUGUUCUAAGGGCCACUAAGGGAGCGCGAGCAGAACCUUAUUUACAUGGACUCCGCCCCUCUAUGACGACACUGUUGGAUAUUAACCAAUAAAAACAUAAUACUGUGCUAGUCUUCAUUUGCAUACAGGCUCUAUAAGUAGCGCGUAACCAGGUUGUUUCGGUGUAGUCGGGAUUACUUCUACUGGCGUGUGGGGAUUCUUCUGUGCGAAAAUGCCGGAUCCAGCAAAAUCUGCUCCUGCUCCUAAGAAAGGUUCUAAAAAGGCUGUCACGAAAGUGCAGAAGAAAGACGGUAAGAAGCGCAAGCGCAGCCGGAAGGAGAGCUAUUCUGUUUAUGUAUAUAAGGUGCUGAAGCAGGUUCAUCCAGACACCGGCAUUUCGUCGAAGGCCAUGGGCAUCAUGAACUCCUUCGUGAACGACAUCUUCGAGCGCAUCGCGGGCGAAGCGUCGCGCCUGGCGCAUUACAACAAGCGCUCGACUAUCACGUCCCGGGAGAUCCAGACAGCUGUGCGCCUUCUGCUGCCCGGCGAGCUAGCCAAGCAUGCCGUGUCCGAAGGUACCAAGGCGGUUACCAAAUACACCAGUUCGAAGUAAGCGUGCAAGAGACGAACUAGAACAUCUUAUUUUACCCCAAAGGCUCUUUUCAGAGCCAC